AUGAGCCGACUGCUUUUCUCCCUGAUGGGAGUGGUGUUAAGACACCCACUCCUUUUUCUCCCAACAAAGCUAACUCUUCGUUCAUUGCACUUUCCCAAUGACCCGAAUCCAUCGAUGAGAUACAUGCUUCACGGAGUGCUUGAUGGUUACGUUGGGGGUAGCACUAAUACUAAGAUUUUCAUCAACCUCCUCCUCCUCAACAGUGACCUGUACAUAGUUAGGAUGGCCACAGUUUUUGGAACUGCUGGUCGUGUGUCGAACAUUGUGGCUCAGGAGAUGGUACUGUUUCUACCAGAACUUCAGCAGGAACGGGAAGAACAUUGUCAUUCGACUGCGGGAAUGGGUGUGGAGGUUCGGGGAUAG
Messenger RNA from Suillus bovinus, 363 nucleotides. RefSeq lists its product as uncharacterized. The transcript is spliced from 3 exons. The coding region runs from base 1 to 363 and encodes 120 amino acids. The record is from RefSeq and is a predicted model, not a curated record. Lineage: Eukaryota; Fungi; Basidiomycota; Agaricomycetes; Boletales; Suillaceae.